This is a messenger RNA of Colletotrichum spaethianum, 1503 nucleotides long. RefSeq names its product FAD-linked oxidoreductase sorD. NCBI's taxonomy places the organism in Eukaryota, Fungi, Ascomycota, Sordariomycetes, Glomerellales, Glomerellaceae. The record is from RefSeq and is a predicted model, not a curated record. Gene Ontology annotation, molecular function: FAD binding; oxidoreductase activity. The coding region runs from base 1 to 1503 and encodes 500 amino acids. The transcript is spliced from 2 exons.
AUGCGGAUCAGUUCCAUUCUUUCGUUAGCGGUUACCGCUCUUCCUCUGACCGUAGCCAAUCCUCUUCCCGCAGACGCUCAGAACAGCAAGACCAGAAACUCUAUCAACAACAUUCAAGGCUGCCUCAACGCCGCAAAUGUCCCAAUCGCUACAACGUCCUCCUCAGACUGGUCCGAAGAUAUCAGACCUUACAACGCUCGCGUGCAGUUCACCCCGGCGCUUGUCGUGACGGCGACAAAUGCGAGCCAUGUACAGGCGGCCGUAAAAUGCGCGUCCCAGUACGGCAAAAAAAUCACGGCCCGCGGUGGCGGACACAGUUACUCGUCGUCCGGGCUCGGUGGAGAGGACGGUCACGUGGUGGUACGGCUGGAUGAGAUGUUUGGCGUCACGCUGAACGGAGACAAUACGGCCACCGUACAGGCCGGUGCUCGGCUCGGACACGUUGCGACGGAGCUGUUCGACCAAGGCGGCCGGGCUAUUUCACAUGGCUCGUGUCCAGGAGUCGGUGCAUCAGGCCACAGCAUCCACGGCGGUUUUGGUUUCAGCUCUCAUCUUUACGGUCUGGCGACCGACUGGAUUAUGGAAGCGACUGUCGUCACUGCCGAUGGUACAAUAGUCACGGCUUCGCCAACACAGAACGACGAUCUUUUCUGGGCCAUCCGCGGCGCGGGCUCAUCUUUCGGUAUCGUCACCGAAUUCAAGUUCAACACCUUCGCGGCGCCGAGUGUCGUCACUUGGUACAAGAUACCGUUCACUCUCAAGAAGGAUAAGCUAAUCGACGCACUUGUGGCUCUUCAGACGUACGCCCAGGGAGACAUGCCCGCUGAGUUGAACAUGCGAGCAGUCAUCACCCCAGAUAGCACAGCUUUCGAUGGUCUUUACUUUGGGACCGAAGCCCAGACGCGCAGCGUCCUGACGAAGUUCCUUUCGCCUUUAGGCAUCGACGUUGGUGGCGCCACUAUCACACAAACAGACUGGAUUGGCCAGUUGGAGCACUACGCCGGUCAGGAGCUUGACCAAACGGGGCCGCAAUCUGCGACCGACACUUUCUACGCUUCGAGCCUGAUGACCAAGGAGGUAUCUCGGAGUGGCUUCCAGGCAUUUGUCAACUUCUAUCAAAACACUGCAAAGUCAACCAACACAGGCUGGUUCGUUUUGAUUGACGUUCAUGGUGGCAAGAACUCCAAAACGGCGCAGGUCGCAAACACGGCGACCGCGUACGCGCACCGCGAUAAGGUGCUGCUGUGGCAAUUCUAUGACUCCUCUAGCGGCUCUGCGUAUCCCUCGUCUGGCUAUUCGUUCCUUGGCAAAUGGAUGUCCUCAGUUACUAAUACCAUGGUCAAGAGCGGCUGGGGUCGGUACGUGAACUACGCCGAUUCGCAAUUGAGUAAGGCGGACGCGCAGGACCAAUACUACAAGGAUAAUUUGCCCCGGUUGAAGACCAUCAAGGCAAAGUACGAUGCCAAGAGCCUUUUCACUUACCCCCAAGGUGUAGGCUCCUAG